CACCCCUUCCUUCCUUCAAAACAUCUUCUAACUAUCAGGCACGACAAGAAUAUUUUUCCAAAGCGAAUCGUUCUCACUGCUGCGUGCUAUUUUUUUUAUCUCAUGCAUUGAUUUUGCUGUAAAAAGUGAAGGGGUAGGCUGAGGUAUUCGACAGAGAUGGGACAGCAACUCUUGGCAGCCUUCCUGGCUUUCCUGGGCUUCCUGGGUACCAUCCUGAUAGCUGCUCUGCCCAUGUGGAAGAUGUCGGCCUUCGUGGGAGCCAACAUUGUGACAACGCAGAUUUUCUGGGAAGGCUUGUGGAUGACCUGCGUGCUGCAGAGUACUAGACACAUGCAGUGCAAGGCGUAUGACUCUAUUCUGGCUCUGCCUCAAUACCUCCAGGCCACUCGGGCCUUGAUCUGCAUCUCCCUUGCUGCUGGGGUUGUCGCCAUUGGCUUGAUGGUUGUCGGGGCUAGAUGUACCAACUUCUUCCGUGACGAGUGGAAUAGGAAAGCCAGGAUUGGUAUAGUAGCUGGGGUGGUCUACAUCGUCGCAGGGAUUCUGUGUUUGAUCGCUGUUAGCUGGUCAGCACAUAUCAUCAUCCAGAGCUUCUACAAUCCUCAGGUCAUCUCGGCGAACAAGGGAGAGUUGGGGGCCUGCAUCUAUAUUGGAUGGGUAGCUGGAUUCCUCCUAGUUCUGGGUGGAGGAAUAUUCAUCGGCACAUACACCAACAGCUGCUGA
Messenger RNA from Pangasianodon hypophthalmus (striped catfish), 720 nucleotides. It is a transcript of the gene cldn28, whose product is annotated as claudin-4. NCBI's taxonomy places the organism in Eukaryota, Metazoa, Chordata, Actinopteri, Siluriformes, Pangasiidae. Gene Ontology annotation, cellular component: bicellular tight junction; plasma membrane. Gene Ontology annotation, molecular function: structural molecule activity. The record is from RefSeq and is a predicted model, not a curated record. The coding region runs from base 157 to 720 and encodes 187 amino acids. Gene Ontology annotation, biological process: bicellular tight junction assembly; cell adhesion. The transcript has a single exon.